CUAUUACUUCCAUAAAGCUAAUUAUUACUAGUACUUUGCUACUAGGAAGCACUUAAAGGGUGACUGGUGAGGGAGAUGACAAUGGCUGUACACAUGAAAAAAUACGUAACAAAUCCAUCAAUUUUCAAUUCAAUCAUCCCAAUAGCUCGCCAAUUUUUCUCCACAUCAUGUGCAAUAGCAGCCUUAGAAUCAAAACCAGAAGUGGUACGCAAAUUAUUUGGUGUUAUACAAGACAAAGAUCUUAUGAAAAAGGCUCCAAAUGGUGAACUUUUAGUACUAUAUCUUAUUGACAAUGGCGCAAUGGACUCAGAUGCAGGUUUAUAUAACCAGCUUAUAAAGAAAUGUACUGAAUGGAAACGGUUAAAAGAAGGGAAAAUGGUACAUGAACACUUUUUGAGGUCGAGAUUUAGUCAUUAUAUUGUUCCUAAUAACACAUUGAUUAAUAUGUAUGCCAAAUGUGAGAGUAUGGGUGAUGCACGCAAGGUGUUUGAUGAAAUGCCUGAAAGAGAUAUGGUUUCUUGGACUGCAUUGAUUACUGGGUAUUCGCAGAAUGAGGGUGCUGACGUGGCGUUGGGUUUGUUUAUUGAGAUGUUGAGGUUUGGGUUUAAGCCGAAUCAGUUUACGUUUGGGAGUGUAAUAAAGGCUGCUGGAGCGUUGGACAGUAGUGGAACGGGGAGGAUAUUACAUGGGAGUUGUGUUAAGUUUGGAUAUGAAGAGAAUGUUUAUGUUGGGAGUGCUCUUGUUGAUAUGUAUGCAAGGUGUGGAUUAAUGGAUGAAGCGAAAAUCGUUUUUGAUAAGUUAAGUUGCAAGAAUGAGGUUUCUUGGAAUGGUUUGAUCGCUGGUCAUGCGAGGAAAGGCGAGGGAGAGAUUGCGGUGAAGCUUUUCUCUGAGAUGAAAAGAGGCGGUUUUCAGCCGACCCAUUUUACGUUUUCUAGUGUUUAUGCAGCUUGUGCAAGCAUUGGAGCUUUAGAGCCCGGGAAAUGGGUGCAUGUGCAUAUGAUCAAGUCGGGGUUGGAACUUAUUGCUUUUAUUGGGAAUACUCUGCUUGAUAUGUAUGCCAAGUCUGGUAGCCUUGAUGAUGCUCGAAAGGUUUUUGAUCGUUUAGUGAAAAAGGAUGUUGUUUCUUGGAACUCAAUGCUUACCGCCUAUGCUCAGCAUGGACUCGGAAAAGAAACUGUAGAUUGCUUUGAGGAAAUGCGUAGGAUAGGACCUGAACCUAAUGAAGUGACUUUUCUUUGUGCUCUUACAGCUUGCAGUCAUGCUGGGCUUCUAGACAAAGGAAUGGAUUAUUUUGAAUUGAUGAAGAAAUUUAAGAUAGAACCUAAUAUUUCACAUUACGUGACUGUUAUAGAUCUACUUGGUCGAUCAGGUCAACUUGACCGUGCUGUAAAGUUCAUAAAUGAAAUGCCAAUUGAACCAAAUGCAGCCGUUUGGAAAGCUUUGCUUGGAGCUUGUAGGAUGCAUAAAAAUUUGGAGUUGGGUGUUUAUGCAGCUGAACAUGUGUUUGAACUUGAUCCCUAUGAUUCAGGGCCACAUGUUUUGCUGGCCAACAUCUAUGCCUCUGCUGGUAGGAGAAGUGAUGCUGCAAGAGUUAGAAAAAUGAUGAACGACGGUGGAGUCAAGAAAGAACCUGCUUGUAGUUGGGUGGAGAUUGAAAACGCUGUUCAUAUGUUUGUAGCAAAUGAUGAUGCCCAUCCACAGAGAGAGGAGAUCCGUAACAUGUGGGAUAAGAUAACUGAUAAAAUUAAGGAAAUUGGCUAUGUCCCAGACACUAGCCACGUGCUUUGGUUUACUGAUCAGCAGGAGAGGGAAGAGAGGUUGCAAUACCAUAGUGAACGACUUGCUUUAGCAUUUGCACUUCUCAAUUCUCCACCUGGAUCCCCUAUCCGAAUAAAGAAGAACAUCAGAGUUUGUGGUGAUUGCCAUACUGCAUUUAAGUUUGCUUCAAAGGUGGUGGACAGAGAAAUCAUCUUGAGAGACACAAAUCGGUUCCAUCAUUUUCGUAAUGGUUCUUGUUCCUGUGGGGACUACUGGUAGUGCUAAAAUAGUUUCCCAUAUAUCCAAUAGUUAACCAUCUAAGACUCAUUUAAAUUAAAUGUGGUAACGUGAAAUCAUUUUGGACUUGACUAUCAUGUAGGACAUUGUUGGGAUAGGAUGAUGCAUUUUUUCCUACCAAAAUUGCUUAUUGGCUUAUACACAAGCAUCUUUUGUAUAUACAGCCAUCCAUCAAAUGGAUUAGAGGUUCUUUUUGCCUUGUAAGGCUGGUUUUGACUACUUUAUUGAUUUCUAGGACAUGGUUAGAAGCAGGUUACUCUCAUGGUCUCUGCCUCUCUGAAUAGCAAAGGAAUGAUAACUUAAAGGCAAGAGGUUCUGGAAAAUACUGGUGCCAAUUGCCGAUGAUUUUUGCACUUGUUGGAGGCUUAGGGGUUAAAGACUUGGCACUACAUAACAGGUGUAUGCUAAUGAAGUGCUACUGGAGGUAUAAUCAGGAGACAACUGUCCUACGGAAGGAGGUGAUUCAAGCAAAAUUUGGUAGCACUAGGCACUGGUGCUCUAAUCAAGUUUCAACUCCUUAUGGCACAGGGGUUUGGAAAGCUAUUAGGAGUCUGUGGGAGGUCUUCUCUAGCAAAGCUUCUCUCAAGGUGGGAAGUGGGGAGCAUAUUCAGUUUUGGAAAGACACUUGUUUGGGAAACAUUCCCCUUGUGAAUGUUU
Messenger RNA from Lycium ferocissimum, 2712 nucleotides. RefSeq names its product pentatricopeptide repeat-containing protein At3g24000, mitochondrial-like. Gene Ontology annotation, biological process: RNA modification. Gene Ontology annotation, molecular function: zinc ion binding; RNA binding; protein binding. The record is from RefSeq and is a predicted model, not a curated record. Bases 76 to 2037 code for a protein of 653 amino acids. The transcript has a single exon. NCBI's taxonomy places the organism in Eukaryota, Viridiplantae, Streptophyta, Magnoliopsida, Solanales, Solanaceae.